Messenger RNA from Prorocentrum cordatum, 891 nucleotides. The record is from the annotation of a GenBank genome assembly. Lineage: Eukaryota; Dinophyceae; Prorocentrales; Prorocentraceae.
CCACCCAUCACGGAGCCCAUUCUUCAGAACACCGCCGACUCGACCAGCCAUCUUUACAACAAGUCUAAGACAUACGUGACCAUCAUCAUCGGAGACGGUGACAACAUUGAGUUCAUGAAGGGGUCCAGGAGAGAUUGGAUGAAAGAUCGCGUGGCGCGGUGCGCAGUGGACAAGUCUCAAAGAGGAUGCUUUCCUUUGACUUGGACCAUCUCCCCUCAUCUUCUAUACCUCGCACCCGACUGGCUCCGCUGGUAUUAUCACCAAUCGUACGCAACAUCCCACGAUUAUUUCGUGUUGCCGCCGAGCGGCCACACGUACGCGUACCCAGGCAUGAUGUUGCAAGAGGAUCAACGGAGAUUUGUGAGAUUGACCGUGGAGGAUGCGCAUUUGCUCAACACAAGUGGUAUUGUAGCCUGUGAGUUCAUGGGUUAUUGGCACCACGCCAUCAACGAAUACUUCCCUCGAUACUCUGAGCAAAACGUCGUACGUGGCCUCUUUGGUGUAAACGUUCCAUACAUGAUCCCUGUUGCCGAGUUUGGCUUCCGGGAGCAGUUCAAGGUACUUGGCAAAGAAGGUAACGUGGUGCUGUUCCGUCCAAAUGAGUGGCGUGGUUCAAAAGAUUGUUCCAAGCAGAGCGUCAUCAACGCGGCGAUAUGCAGGGAACAUUUCAAGAACGCAACAGAGAUGUCGGCGCACAUCAAUAGUUUUCAGCCAGGCACGGUGGCGGCAUUCUAUACUACCAGCGAUGGCGGGAUGGACAUGCAGCUUAUCUACGACACCGUCAAGCUUCUCGAAGACCACGUCGAAGUCGUAAAUCAGGAGGUUCUCGUCGAGAUGGCCCUGGCCAGCGCGAAGCAUGCAGACUCCGGUGCGGAUGCUGUCGUCGUCUGA